AUGAUGAUAAUACUUAUAAUGAUGAUUUUUUGUUGGAAAAGAAUCUUUCGUAAUCGUUCACCGGUUUUUCCAUAUAAAAACUCAUCAGUUGCUUUUAUAACUCAAGCAUAUCGUCAACAAGGGCCUUAUAGAACAGUUUGGGCAUCACCACAAAUUAGCCAAUUACCACCUCCUUAUUAUUCAGUGACGAAUAAUGCAACAAUUCCACCAUCUGUGUUCUAUACAAAACAGUGA
Molecule: messenger RNA, 234 nt
Organism: Rotaria sordida
Lineage: Eukaryota; Metazoa; Rotifera; Eurotatoria; Philodinida; Philodinidae
Source: the annotation of a GenBank genome assembly